AUGCUCCUGCACAUGCAAGGAUCCGCACAAAUAGAUGCGCCCGCCGUGAGAGACUUAGUGCUCCUGGGGGGUGGCCACGCCCACGUCAGCGUACUUAAGAAAUUUGCCAUGCACCCGGAACCGGGUGUGCGGCUGACACUGAUUUCGAAAGGCCAGCAAACGCCGUAUUCAGGCAUGUUGCCAGGUUGCAUUGCAGGCACCUAUACGCCGGAAGAUAUCCAUAUUAAUUUGGGACCACUGUGUCGAUUCGCCAACGCGCGACUGAUCAGUGCGGAAGUCCUCGGUAUUGAUAUGCGCACAAAGCAGGUGCAGCUGGAGGGGAGGCCACCGCUCAAAUUUGAUCUUCUGUCUAUCAACACCGGCGCUGUGCCUAGUGCGCCUUACGUUGACGCUGUCACUGUAAAACCCAUCAGCGCGUUCCUGCCUAAGUGGCAGGCCAUCCAAGCCGAAAUUAAAGCCGGCGAUCACCUGGCGAUUAUCGGCGCCGGCGCCGGUGGGGUGGAAUUAGCUUUUGCGGCACGCAGCGCUUUGCCGAAUGCGGUGCAGAUCAGCCUUUACGGCCCGAGUCUACUGCCUGGCCACAACAUCAGGACCAUCACCACAGCUCAACAGGCGCUCGCCCAGCGAGGUAUUACCUGGGUUAACGAGCGGGUUGAAGGCCGCAGUGAUGUCGAGCUGUUGCUGUCUUCAGGUACCGCGCUGGAAGCCACCCACACCCUCUGGGUAACACACGUACAGGCGCCUCAAUGGAUUGCGUCAGCCGGGUUUGAAACAGACCUUAACGGGUUCAUCAGCGUUGAUGCCUCACUACAAAGCACUUCCCACCCUGGUGUUUUUGCCGCGGGUGAUAUUGCCUACCUGCGUGAUCAGCCACGCCCGAAAGCGGGUGUCUAUGCGGUGCGGGCGGGCGCGGUGCUGGCAGAUAAUUUGCGCCGGACACUCACCCAGAAGAAGUUGCGUUCGUAUCACGCCCAGACAAAUUACCUGGCGCUACUCGGAGAUGGGCAGGGCAAAGCCAUUGCCAACCGCGGCAGCUGGUCUGCUUACGGGCGCUUCUGGUGGCUCUUGAAAGAUCGCAUCGACCGUAAUUUUAUAAAUAAAUUCAAUAAAUUACCUGCUAUUUCUCCGCCUUCGCUAACUAUCUCAGAUGCGUUUCGUGCUGACUUGCCUGAGGAUAUGAUGCGUUGCGGUGGCUGUGGCGCAAAGUUGGCUGCAGAUCCAUUACGACGGGUUCUGGCACGUCUACCAGAGCAGAGAAGCCCCUACAUCAAACUCGGAAUUGGUGAUGACGCCGCGCUCAUCGAAAAUCCAGGCACUGACACGCUGGUGACCAUCGAUGGCUUCAGAGCCAUGCUGGAUGAUCCAUACCUGUUUGGGCGCAUUGCCGCACAUCACAGCCUCAAUGACAUCUUUGCUAUGGCUGCCACACCAACUUCUGCACUGACCUUCAUCACGCUGCCCCUCAUGGCGGAAGCGCUGAUGGAAGAGGAGCUGUUCCAGGUGCUGUCGGGCGUUGUGGCGGUGCUGAACAGCCACCAGGUACCCCUUGUAGGUGGGCACACUGCUGAGGGUGCGGAAUUGACCCUCGCUCUUACCGUCACCGGCGUGCCAGGAUCAAAAACAGUAACAAAAGCUGACGCUAGAGCGGGUGAUGUGCUUAUUCUGACCAAGCCGUUGGGUACCGGUGUUGUGCUUGCUGCUGCGAUGCAGGGCAAAGCGUCACCAGCAUGUCUGGACGAGACUCUCAGCAGCAUGGACAUGAGCAACGCAGCUGCAGUAGAGGUAUUUCUGGACUGCGGUGUACAUGCUCUUACAGACAUCACCGGUUUUGGCCUGAUUGGCCAUCUGAGCGAAAUACUGCGAGCCUCCGGAGUAGCGGUUGAAUUGGAUAUCGCGAACGUGCCUACACUGCCCGGCGCACAUGACCUGAUCCGCCAGCUGCACAGUUCACUGCAAGUUGCCAAUGAGUUGGCCUUUGCCGAUUUUCAGCUCGAUCAGAAUUUGGCGCAGUCUGCACCGGAACUGAAACUGCUGGCAGACCCUCAAACGUCGGGCGGUUUGUUAGCCUGCGUGCCAGAAGAUCAGGCGAGUACGGCCGCCGAUAUCUGCGGCGUCUCUGGCAUGAAGUCGCAGCAACCACAGGUCAGACUUUCGGCGAACUGGUACCUGAAGUCUACGUCCAUAAUUCGAGACUGGCUUGCCUUGCGGUGGAAGCGAUACGGUUAA
Messenger RNA from Symbiodinium pilosum, 2226 nucleotides. The record is from the annotation of a GenBank genome assembly. NCBI's taxonomy places the organism in Eukaryota, Dinophyceae, Suessiales, Symbiodiniaceae.